Clonostachys rhizophaga is the source of this 1380-nucleotide messenger RNA. NCBI's taxonomy places the organism in Eukaryota, Fungi, Ascomycota, Sordariomycetes, Hypocreales, Bionectriaceae. The record is from the annotation of a GenBank genome assembly.
AUGGGCUUAAAGAAGGGCGGAAAGGAGAAGGAGAAGGCUCUCGAGGAGUAUGAGGAGGCUUCUGGUGCACUUGAAGUUCAGUCGAUGGAUUCCAACAUCAAGCCAGGGAAGAUCAAUCUUGUGCACAUAGAAGAUAUCCAAAAUCCGGAUGGGAAAAGGAAGAAGGAAAAUAUCAAGAGGAAGAAGAGGAAGAACAGAAAAAAUGCUUUCACCCGAUUCCGCAAGCACAUGGUCAAGUAUUGGCUAUGCUAUGCCAUCUUAAUCAUUGUUCUAUUGGCAAUUGGAUUGCCAAUGCUAUUCCUCAAAAUUAUCCCGGCUCUAGCACAGCGCAUCAUUGACGACACAGAUCUACCCAUUUAUUCUGCGACGCUCAAGGCUCUCACCAAUGAUAGCGUGUUGAUUGGCCUUAGGACUGCUUUGGAUGUCCCGCUCGGCUUGACUGUCGGUCUAGAUCCUGUGGAGUUAUGGCUCUACAAUGCAGACUCUGAGGGAUUCAACCCAUACACCAUGGUCCGUCUUGAUGAACAGAAAGUCAAAGGACACACCGAGAUUUCUGUGCAUGAUAAUACUGUCGGCGUGGGUGACCGCGACGAACUGGACAAGUGGUUGACAGGGAUGCUGAACAAUAAAGAGGCUGAGAUCAGUGUCAAGGGGAACACUACCGCUCAUCUAGGCGCGCUUCACUUUGGCGUAAAUCUCAAAAAGACGGUCAAGGUCAAAGCGUUGAACCGUUUAGACGGAUUCGGUCUUGUCAGUGCCCGAAUAAAGAUCCCUCCCGCUGAAGACGGCUCCAAUCUCCUCGGGGACAUGAUCCUGCCUAACUGGUCCGACCUCACCAUCGGCCUCGGAAAUCUAACAUUCAAUGUCUGGGCUGGUCAACUCCUCAUCGGCCAGGUCUCAGCAUUUGAUGUUCUGCUCCCUCCCGGCAACUCCACACUGCCCUUCCGAGGACAGGUCUUCCUUGAGACAUUCCUGAAGAACCUGCCUGCAGUCAUUGGCAGUCAGGCGACUUCUCUUGGGAGUGGAGCAAUCGAGCUUGGUCUUAACGGAAACUCAACCGUAGUUGAUGGUAAUCACAUCGGAUACCUGGAAAAGGUUUUGAACGCUGCGAGGUUCACAAGCAAAGUUCCUCUUUUACAGCUUCUCUCCGACAUGAUGCAGAGUGUGGCGUCAGGAGACACUGACCUAGGCGGCUUACUCGAUCUCAUUGGAGAAGGCUUGGACUCCUUAUUGAAUGGUCUUCGGGGUGGAAACAGCACCAGUGAUAGUGGCGGGGGAGCCUUCUCAGAUAUUCUCAAAGGCCUCAACGAAACUUGGUUUGGGGAUGGAAAUGCGAAGAGAGAUUUGAGGGAAAUAGUCGUAGCAAAGCUGCAACGCUAA